Messenger RNA from Closterium sp. NIES-65, 420 nucleotides. Lineage: Eukaryota; Viridiplantae; Streptophyta; Zygnematophyceae; Desmidiales; Closteriaceae. The record is from the annotation of a GenBank genome assembly.
AUGUUUUCGGUGGGCAACCCGGAACAUCUGCCCGUGGCGGAAGAAGUUGGUGAGGAAGGGGAAGAGCUGGUGGAGAGGGGUAAUGGAGGUGGGGAGAGGGGGGGGGAGGGGUGCGGGGGUGAAGGAGGGAAGAAGAAGAAGAAGAAGAAGAAGAAGAAGAAGAAGAAGAAGAAGAAGAAGAAGAAGAAGAAGAAGAAGAAGAAGAAGAAGAAGAAGAAGAAGAAGAAGAAGAAGAAGAAGAAGAAGAAGAAGAAGAAGAAGAAGAAGAAGAAGAAGAAGAAGAAGAAGAAGAAGAAGAAGAAGAAGAAGAAGAAGAAGAGAAGCUGUUGCAUUAGAUUGGCAAGGAAUAGGGAAAGCGGACCGAGAGAGGGGGUGGGCUGGAAGGAGGGAAGAUGGAAAUUGGGAGGCGAUGCUUGCUAG